AUGUUGCUGACAAUAACAAGACAGUACGAUACAUCCGUCGUCCUGGAGAAGCCUCCUUCCUCCUGUCCCAGUGGCGAGGUGUCGUCUACUUCAUCAUCCUCGUGGUGUGCCGAGGAGGAACUGGAGCAGGACGACGUCUAUCCUCCGUGGGGCGCGAGUGUGGCCGCCGCUCUCCGGGGGGCAGCGGCUCCGUCCUCCUCCUUGGCUGCCAUGUCAUCAACGUCAGCAGCUGGACCUGUGGCCAGCAGCUCGACGUCCACUUCGGCCACAUCCACCCCGGCAGGGAAUCAACAACACCUUCCACCCAUCAUGUGUGGAGCCGAGAUGAUGUCCGAGGAGGAGUCCACGGCCGUCUACAUAAACAACAACCUACCCAUCAAUGCUUUUCCAACGAUUGAAGACAUUCGUCGAAAGGGGAAGCUUUGUGAUGUCACACUCAAGGUGGGGGAGCAGAAGUUCACUGCACACAGGAUUAUUCUAGCAGCCACCAUUCCUUACUUUCAUUCCAUGUUUACCCAUGACAUGGUGGAAUCAAAGCAAGACGAAAUCCUUAUGCAUGGUAUUGAAUCUAGUGCUCUGGAAUCUCUGGUGAACUUUGCCUACAAUGGUCGGUUAGAGAUUAACGUGAAUACGGUUCAAUCUCUAUUAGUGGCUUCCUGCUUUCUACAACUCCAGUGUGUCAAAGAAGCUUGUUGUAACUUCCUGAAAACCAGACUCCAUCCUCAGAAUUGCCUUGGUAUCCGGAGUUUUGGAGAGCAGUACAUGUGUCCAACUCUUGUGGAAGCUGCCAACAAAUAUAUCCAAAAGCACUUCAAGGAUGUUGCGAAAUCUGAUGAAUUUCUCAAUCUUGACAAAAGUGAAGUCCUUGAGAUAAUUUCCCGAGAUGAGUUACAUGUCAAGACAGAGGAACAGGUAUUUGAAGCUGUGAUUUCUUGGGUAAAGAAAAAUGGUGAAAAAAGAAAAGAGGCUUUACCUGAGUUAAUGGUGCAAGUCCGCCUCCCAUUGCUUACACCACAAUACCUCUCUGAUUGUGUUGCUACUGAGGAAUUAAUCAAGAGCUCUAUACCAUGCAGGGAUUUAUUAGAUGAAGCUAAAGACUAUCACUUAAUGCCUGAGAGACGGCCUCUUCUUCAGACAUUCAAGACUCGACCUCGUUGCUGUACUGAUAUCCCAGGAAUUAUAUAUGCUGUUGGAGGACUCACCUCAUCAGGUGAUUCCCUCAGUACUGUAGAAUGCUUUGAUCCUGUGAAUCGAAGGUGGAAGAUUGCUGAAGCUAUGAGCACAAUGCGCAGUCGGGUUGGUGUGGCAGUUCUUAACUCCAAGCUGUAUGCUAUUGGUGGUUAUGAUGGCCAUGAUCGCCUCAGCACAGUUGAAGUGUUUAAGCCUGACACAAAACGAUGGAGGAAAGUGGCCUCCAUGAACUGCAAAAGAAGUGCUCUGGGUGCAGCUUCACUUGGAAGGAAGCUUUAUAUUUGUGGUGGCUAUGAUGGAGUGUCCUCACUGCGGUCAGUUGAAGUUUAUGAUCCUAAAAUCAAUGUCUGGACAAUAAUUUCGAACAUGUUGAAACAUCGCAGUGCAGCAGGAGUGGCUGUGUUGGAUGAAGAAAUUUAUGCUUGUGGAGGACAUGAUGGAUUAUCAAUAUUUGAUUCAGUUGAAUGCUACAACCCGGCGACAAACACUUGGUGGAUGGUGCAGCCUAUGCAAUCCAAGCGUUGCCGUCUGGGCGUGGCCACCCUCAAUGGCAGGUUGUAUGCUGCAGGCGGCUACGACGGUUCUGUAUUCUUGCGCACAGUUGAAUGCUAUGACCCACGUACUCAGAAGUGGAACUACGUAAAAGCAAUGAACAUGAAACGCAGUCGAGUUGCUCUGGUAGCAACGUGCGGCAAGUUGUAUGCCAUCGGAGGUUAUGAUGGUGUAACAAAUCUGAAUAGUGUUGAGAUGUACGACCCAGAACUAGACACCUGGAUAUUUGUGGCCUCAAUGUGUGCCCAUGAAGGUGGUGUAGGGGUUGGAGUGAUGCCAAUUGAGCCAGAAAUCUAA
Messenger RNA from Acanthosepion pharaonis, 2040 nucleotides. The record is from the annotation of a GenBank genome assembly. Lineage: Eukaryota; Metazoa; Mollusca; Cephalopoda; Sepiida; Sepiidae.